This is a messenger RNA of Daldinia caldariorum, 1589 nucleotides long. RefSeq names its product HD domain-containing protein. The record is from RefSeq and is a predicted model, not a curated record. NCBI's taxonomy places the organism in Eukaryota, Fungi, Ascomycota, Sordariomycetes, Xylariales, Hypoxylaceae. The transcript has 3 exons. The coding region runs from base 399 to 1187 and encodes 262 amino acids. Gene Ontology annotation, cellular component: cytoplasm. Gene Ontology annotation, molecular function: 5'-deoxynucleotidase activity.
GCUGUCUAUGUAGAUCUCUUGUCAGUGGUCGCAGGGUUGGUAACCAAUAGAACGGCGCAUAGAUAAGCUUCACUUUUUUCGAAGGUCGGGGUUUAUCAGCUACCUAGGAGGUAGGUACGGUACGUAUUGUACAACGUGGGGCUCAGAUUGUGGGGCCCUAUGUACCGUUUUCUCUAACGGAAGUGCUUUUUACUUUUUCCCACCUCUUCUUGUUUGUAUUAUCUUUCAUAUAAGUCAUCUUUCGGGCUUAUAACAUUCUUCCAAAACUUCCCAAAGUCAAGUGUGAUUCAAGCAAAGUUUCGUCUAGUUACUACCGCAUCCGAAUUCCGCCUCUGUACAGUCACUAGCCGCGAUCGCGAACACCUACCCUCGAAGCACAAACUAUCCUGUUAACCAGGAUGUCCUCCAAUGCUCAUGAAGAUAUUGAGCCAGGUGUCGUAACAACUCCCAAAGUCUCUGGACCAUGGACGGUUGAGAAGGUGCUGGCGCAAAUACACCCUGCAGCUCCUCCGGAGGGUUCGAGCUCACCAAUCCCUUUCUUCCAUAUCCUUGAGCGGUUAAAGACAGGCAAGCGAGAAGGAUGGCGACGGUUCGGUAUCAACAAAGGCGAAUCGAUCGCGGACCACAUGUAUCGCAUGUCCCUAAUAACCUUCCUAUGCCCCCCCUCGCUUGCGUCCAAACUCGACCUUAAUAAAUGUAUGAAGAUGUCUCUCGUUCAUGACAUGGCCGAAUCCAUUGUCGGAGACAUUACGCCGGUAGAUGGAGUGCCGAAACCGGAGAAGAGCCGCCGCGAGGCUGAGACGAUGGACUACAUUUCCAAGAACUUACUGGGUAAUGUGUAUGGAGGGGCUGCCGGGCAGGAUAUCCGGGCCAUUUGGCAAGAGUAUGAGGACUCUAAAACACCCGAAAGUCUCUUCGUCCAUGACGUGGACAAGAUUGAAUUGUUGUUGCAGAUGGUGGAAUACGAGAAGCGAGUAGAUAAGCGUCUGGAUCUGGGCGAGUUCGCAUAUGUUGCGACUAAAGUUGUACUUCCGGAAGUACAGGAAUGGGCAAAGGAGAUCCUCAAAGAACGCGACGAAUUUUGGGGCUCAGCACCGCAUAUUCAUGGGGAGGCUGGUGUGAAUGGCGGUGUGGAAAAGACGACGGCACAGGAUCAGGAUGCGUACUACUCUAAGGAGGAGAGCUAGAAAGGAGGCCAUUAAUGCGGCGGUAAGCGAAACAUAUCGUGAGAUGGCGGUUUUAUGCCGACACUGGAGAGUUUUUGUAGCCCAUUCCGCUUUUUGCUUUAUGGUCCGGUAUAGAACAUCGUCAAAUCGAGUAUACGGCAGCUAGAAUGGGCAUAGUGGUUCGGGAUGGCGUACGGCAUAAGGCAUAAGGCAUAGGGUAUACGGUUAUGAUACCUAAGAUAUAGUAAGGUACCUGACCUACCUGUAUUGCAACAUUGCCGACCGCUUCUUUCGUUCGUCGGUGAAGAUAAUAAUAGGUAAUCGGAGAAAAAAAAAAACAAGACUAGAGCAGGUACCUAUUGAUUUUAGGUGUAUUAGAGGCACAAGGUAAUAGACAUAUGUGCCUAAUGCACAUUAUCCGGG